AUUUCACUGAUCGUUUCAUACCACACGUAGAGUCACUUUGCUCUAUCUUUAUAUCCUCAAUCAGUGCUCAUCAGACCAGCUACCCAGCACACGCACACGCACAUACGCAAGCGCGCAGCAACACAGCAACAGACUCAUCAGCACAUAUCAUCCACACCCACCUACGACUAGUCUAUCGCCAUGACUUCCGUUGGCCAGACCGUCUCCUCCGUUAAGGAGACGCCGCAAAAGAAUGCCGUCACGCAGGCCGUCUCCGCCAAGGAGAAGAACGCCGACGUCGACCGCAAGAUCCGCUUCUACGGCGUCAUCCAAGCAUUCCGCGAGGGUCGCUACCCUGACAACCGUCAAAUUGACGAGACCCUCAGCUUCGUUGAGAAGAAUAGCCCCGUCAACCUCGAAGAGCUCUCCGAGGAUGGCCGCAAGCUCGUUCAGGACUUCCGUGCUAUCAUCCACACCGCUCGCCAGAUGGUGCAGGACAAGAACGCCAGCGAAGAGAUUCAGAACUUCCUCUACGCUUCUCGCAAGGCAGCCGUCGCAGACAAUGCCGGUGUCAAGUCGUCGCUGAGCAAGGACGAUGCCCGCAAGGAUGCAGAGACUGCUGGCGAGGCCUUCCGCACCAUCAUCAAGCUCUUCCUUCGCAACGGCGAGUUCCGCAAGCUCGUCAAUGACGCUGGUGUCAUGGGUCGUGACAUCUUUGCCGACGCCGCCGUCAAGGCCAGCGACAUGGCUCGUCCCGACGAGGAGAAGCUCGCUCAGGUAGACCAGCCAGCUCCCGACAAUGAGUUCCACGACGAUAUUCCUCAGGCGCUCAAGACCAAGAGCCCAGAGGAGAAGGAGGCCGCUCAGAAGGAGAAGGAGGCCGAGAAGGCCGCCGCCAAGGCUCGCGCUCAGCAGGCUGCCAACAACAUCGACCCCAACGACCCUACCAACCAGCAGAGCAAGAACGCCGUCAAUGCUCAGGCUCAGGAGCAGAAGGAGGUUCUCCUUUCCAAGAUUCCUCAGGAGCACAAGGACCGCAUCAACGAGCACAAGGACAAGACGGCCAACUACUUCAAGGAGAAGUUCCCUGAAGAGCGCCGCGAUCACUACAUCUUCCGCCUCAAGAAGGUCCUCGUUGAGUGCCAGCGUCACCGUGACUGGCAAGACGCCAUCACCUACAUUCUCAACACCCUUGAGAACUACAAGGGCCACGCCAACGACAUCCACACUCAGGUUGAGGGCUCAGCCAAGAACGUCCGUGGCGAGGGCAACAUCCAGACUGCCGAGAACGCAUUCCGCACCCUCCUCGAGCGAUUCGCCAAUGGCCGCCCAACGCAGCCCUUCAUGAACGCCGUUGACCAGAUCUACACGGACGUCAAGAACGACCCUGAGCUCAAGGACUGGUUCAAGCGUCUCGACUCGUACAUCCGUCGUGCUCUCCUUGAGCCCGGCUACGUCAUGAAGGACGACGCCGACCGUGAGGCUCGUCAGCUCGUCGAGAGCGGCAAGAAGUUCUUCGUCGCGUCGGAGGGUCGUGACCAGGGCAAGUACAAGCCCCACGUUGACGCCCUCUGGGACGAGCUCACCACUUUCACCAAGGGCAUGUCUGAAGACCCGCUCAACGUCAAGUUCGGCGAGCAGUGGAAGACGCUGUUCAACGACCUCAUCUACGACUCGAGGGGAAGCCCCAAGUUCAAGGCUGCUCUGCUCCAGGACAUUGUCCAGACGAUCCUGCCCCAGCUCCUCCGUCACGUCUCGUUUGUGCCCCUCCCGCGCAUCGAGUACACCGACUCCGAGGUCGACCUCGUCGUCGAGAACAUUGCCGUCGCGCCUAUCAACCUCUUGCCCAACCUCUUUGAGUUCGAGGCAAAGAACUACGUCAAGGCGUCGGCCUUCAAGGGCAUCGACAACCGCCAUCACCACUCGUUCAAGCUCACUCUCAGCCAAGUCCACCUGGAGAUGCGCGACGUCUACUUCCAGAUCAACAAGAAGACGGGCAUGAAGGUACAGGAGCACGGUGUUGCCGACGUCCUCCUCGGCGGCAAGGGCAUGACGGUGACGGCCCACAUCGAGGGUGGCAACGAGCCCCGCGGCCGCCGCGCUCGCAACGUCUUUGUCGUCAAGCAGGUCAAGGCUCAGAUUGACAACCUCGACUUUGCCAUCCGCAAGUCGAAGCACGACCUCGCCAUCAAGAUCUUCCGCCCCCUGGCCAAGUCGAUCAUCAAGAAGCAGGUCGCAAAGGCUGCCGAGGCUGGUAUCCGCGACGCCCUCGAGAAGCUCAACGACCAGCUGACCGAGGCUCGCAAUGCCGUCUACGAUGCCGAGGAGGGCAAGAAGGGCGACGCUUUGAAGCAGAAGUUCUCCAAGGACAAGUCCGAGACUGCCACUGCCGGCGAGAAGAAGGGCACUUUCAAGAUCCCUACGUCGAAGCGCGACUCGGUUCUCCCCAACCUUGGCUCGAAGGACGGCUGGAUCCACAAGCUCGACGAGAGGAACGAGGCUGCCAAGGACGCGACCAAGGGUCCACAGGACUGGCACUCGCCUGCGUUCUCCAUCGUGGGCCGCUCGUAAGCGCGCAUCAAGGUGGGACGAGAAGUAGGGUGAGGAGGAGCUAUCACAGCGGUCAUAGAAACCCUUGGUGCGGCAUCUUGUCCUCCCCGCACUGUCGUAGGAGGACGAGGGGCUACGCACUUACAUACCCUGGCCGUUUGAGAUAGCUUCUGCUCUUUUCUACGAUCCGCACCCGCCCCUCUCGCCCGCCUUCUCCCCCACUCUCCCCUCUGCUUGCCUUUUCAAAUGUGUGUUCAUCUAUCUUUGCACGGAAUCGUAUCC
Messenger RNA from Jaminaea rosea, 2811 nucleotides. RefSeq lists its product as hypothetical. Bases 181 to 2550 code for a protein of 789 amino acids. The transcript is spliced from 2 exons. Lineage: Eukaryota; Fungi; Basidiomycota; Exobasidiomycetes; Microstromatales. The record is from RefSeq and is a predicted model, not a curated record.